GACCAAUGGUGUGGUACCAGAUGUUCGAAUACGCAAUUGGUCACUGGCUGCAGAAGGCUACCGAGCACAUGAUCGGCUGCGUACUUUGCAGUCCCGGAUGCUUCUCGCUGUUCCGUGGCAAGGCUCUGAUGGACGACAACGUGAUGAAGAAAUACACAACUAAAUCCGACGAAGCGAGACACUACGUGCAAUACGAUCAGGGCGAGGAUCGUUGGUUGUGCACGUUGUUGUUGCAACGAGGGUACAGAGUGGAAUAUUCAGCUGCGAGCGACGCUUAUACUCACGCACCGGAAGGAUUCAACGAGUUCUACAACCAACGGCGUCGCUGGGUACCCUCCACGAUCGCGAAUAUCAUGGAUCUGUUGAUGGACGCGAAACGCACAAUCAAGAUCAACGACAAUAUCUCGCUGCCUUACAUCUCUUAUCAGAUCCUGCUGAUGGGUGGUACAAUCCUGGGACCCGGCACGAUCUUCCUCAUGUUGGUGGGAGCUUUCGUGGCGGCCUUCAAGAUUGACAAUUGGACCAGUUUCUAUUACAACAUUAUCCCCAUCUUGCUCUUUAUGAUCAUCUGUUUCACGUGCAAAUCAAAUGUGCAGGUAUCCAUUUUUCCAUUUUUUCACGCACGUUGUCCGCUUUUCGUUGCGCAUUGUGUUCGUCUCUUUCGCUCGCAAUUCGUGUCUUCAUAAUCAGAAUUCUUAAUUAACGUACAAUAUAUCGCAUUACAUUAAUUUCUCAGAGCGCGGAAAUCGGACUUGGAUUUAUCCAAAAGAGCUAAAAUAUAUAUCAUGUCUCUCGCAUAAUUUUCAGAAAAAGAAAAUUACUAUAAAUGUCACAUCGGGGAAUAAGACUUUUUUUACAUCGCAAAGCGCUGUAAAUCCGUUUCACAGAAAAAGAAAAUUAUUUUUAUGGAGAAACUGGUAUUUACGAUC
This is a messenger RNA of Formica exsecta, 929 nucleotides long. Its product is annotated as chitin synthase chs-2-like. The annotation marks the transcript as partial. The transcript has 3 exons. Gene Ontology annotation, molecular function: chitin synthase activity. The record is from RefSeq and is a predicted model, not a curated record. Gene Ontology annotation, cellular component: cell septum; cell periphery. NCBI's taxonomy places the organism in Eukaryota, Metazoa, Arthropoda, Insecta, Hymenoptera, Formicidae.